Condylostylus longicornis is the source of this 600-nucleotide messenger RNA. RefSeq lists its product as uncharacterized. NCBI's taxonomy places the organism in Eukaryota, Metazoa, Arthropoda, Insecta, Diptera, Dolichopodidae. The transcript is spliced from 5 exons. Gene Ontology annotation, cellular component: core mediator complex; mediator complex. Gene Ontology annotation, molecular function: transcription coregulator activity. Bases 1 to 600 code for a protein of 199 amino acids. Gene Ontology annotation, biological process: regulation of transcription by RNA polymerase II. The record is from RefSeq and is a predicted model, not a curated record.
AUGAACACUUCUACCGGAGAUUCCGUGAUUCAACAGUCAUAUCCACCUCCACCUCCAUGGUACACCGAAUUCAAAACAUUAGAGGAUUCAAUUAAACGAGAGCCUCCCCCUCAACCUGAAAGAACAUUCACAUGUUUUGGAUGGCCAAGAAUUUCCGUACAGAAUGAGAAGCCUGGAGUUGCCGGUCUGCCCCAACUUGAUUCGGAUACGAAGCUUUUUUCAAAUAUUCAGGAUUUAAAAGGUGAAUUUCAAAGACUUUUCGAUCAAUUGGUUGAUACAAUGUUGACAUUUAUUGACAACCUGUCGCAGAGCGGAUAUCCUGGAGCUUCGGGAUCCAGUUCCCCAUUGCGCUCCAUUAUUAAGUUGCACAAGAAUCUUCAACACAUUUUGACUCUUCUCCGAGAUUGGGAAGCCCGCGAUGAAGUUGUUGCGCAAUUUGAAAGGCAGCUGAAAAGCAGGCUUCAACUCAUUGAGCGCUUGCGGGAAUGUUUAGUUCCGAGCGACGAUGCAACACACACCGAACCUGAAGAGGAUAUUUUGAAGAUUGAUGAUCCCGAAAUGGAACGUCUGUUAGAAACUGCGAUGUCUGAUGUCCCCUGA